UUGUUGUUGGGGGGCCCCCUCGAAAGCUGCUUCCGGGUCAAUGCAGGACACUGGGCUCUGGCGGCCGGAGAGGGGGUCGAGGUGAAGCGGAGCCGGACCGGGGCCGGCCGGGAGCAGGCCGGAGGCUGAGCGGAGGCGACGGCGGUGGCCGGGCGGGCGGAGGCGCAGCCGGAGCAGCCGCCGCCUCCCGGGCCGAGGGACUUUUCAGAAAAGAAGAUGGACCAGCCUAGUGGAAGAAGUUUUAUGCAAGUACUGUGUGAAAAAUACAGUCCUGAAAACUUCCCUUACCGCCGUGGCCCUGGGAUGGGAGUCCAUGUCCCGGCCACUCCUCAGGGCUCUCCCAUGAAAGAUCGCCUCAACCUCCCAAGUGUGCUCGUGUUGAAUAGCUGUGGGAUUACCUGUGCAGGAGACGAAAGAGAAAUUGCUGCCUUCUGCGCUCAUGUGUCCGAACUCGAUCUUUCUGACAACAAACUGGAAGACUGGCAUGAGGUCAGUAAGAUUGUGUCAAAUGUUCCUCAAUUGGAGUUUCUAAACCUGAGUUCCAAUCCUCUGAAUCUGUCGGUUUUAGAGAGAACAUGCGCUGGGUCCUUCUCGGGGGUUCGCAAACUUGUCCUCAACAACAGCAAAGCAUCAUGGGAAACAGUGCACACGAUACUUCAGGAGUUACCAGAUCUGGAGGAGCUCUUCCUGUGCCUUAAUGACUAUGAAACAGUGUCUUGUCCUUCUGUCUGCUGUCAUUCCCUUAAGCUCCUACACAUCACAGACAAUAACCUCCAAGACUGGACUGAAAUCCGAAAGCUCGGGGUAAUGUUUCCUUCACUGGAUACCCUGGUCCUGGCCAACAAUCACUUGAAUGCUAUCGAGGAACCUGCUGACUCCCUGGCUAGAUUGUUCCCUAAUCUGCGAUCCAUCAGCCUCCACAAGUCAGGUUUGCAGUCAUGGGAAGACAUUGACAAACUAAAUUCCUUCCCCAAGCUUGAAGAAGUGAGAUUGCUAGGAAUUCCUCUCCUGCAGCCAUACACCACCGAGGAACGCAGGAAACUGGUGGUGGCCAGACUCCCCUCUGUUUCCAAACUCAAUGGCAGCGUUGUGACCGAUGGAGAGCGAGAAGAUUCUGAGAGGUUUUUCAUCCGGUACUAUGUGGACGUCCCACAGGAGGAAGUGCCAUUCAGGUAUCAUGAACUCAUUACAAAAUACGGGAAAUUGGAGCCUUUGGCCGAAGUGGACCUGAGACCCCAGAGCAGCGCGAAGGUAGAAGUCCACUUUAAUGACCAAGUGGAGGAAAUGAGCAUCCGUCUGGACCAAACAGUAGCAGAACUGAAGAAGCAACUGAAAACUCUGGUGCAGCUGCCCACAAGCAGCAUGCUCCUCUACUACUUCGACCAUGAGGCCCCCUUCGGCCCGGAAGAGAUGAAGUACAGCUCCCGAGCACUGCACUCUUUCGGCAUUAGGGAUGGAGAUAAAAUUUUUGUGGAAUCAAAAACAAAAUAACCUCUACCAGCCUUGUAAAAACUCACAUAAGGACUUCCUGCAGGGUGUUUGUUUCCAGCGUGCUUUUCUUUAGGAGGAAGGGCAUUUCCGUUUCGUUUGGGUUUUGUUUAGCUUUUGGAGGGGUUUUGUAUAUUUUCUUCCCCUAGAAUGGGUAGGGGAUUGUUUUUGGUAUUUUCUACCACAGAUUUCUUCAGCUAGGUCAGCAGACCUGGCUGCAUCUGCAGUUUUCUCUCUCUCUCUCUCUCUCAUGAAAGAUGACAGAGAAAUCACCGACUUCUUACUGUGUUGCUGGGGUUUGUCAGCCGCUAGGCUCGAAGACAGAGUGGUCCCUCAGAGGGGUGGUGCAGUGUUCAGAUCCAGAGAUGGGGAUCUUCCCUGGAAGGGCCGGCACCUUCCAUCUCCGGUUCUUCUUCCCUCCUCUUUUCCUUUCUGGGGUCCAUUUUUCACUCUGACUUGCACACUUAACCUGGUAGUUUUAUUCUGUUUAUAAUUUACUUGGUGGUUUUUUGUUCCCCCUCAAAUUUGACACACACACAUACACCCAUUCUCCAUUUUAAAUGCUUUUGAAUAUUUUAAGCAUUUUCUCAGCCGGAUUCUGAUCUCAGGAACUCCGUUAGGCUUUUAAAGAGAAGUAGGUGAAGAGUUAAACCCAAGGAAAUGUACUGUUGCCCUGGCAGCGUGGGCGGAGGAACGCUUUAACCCCUCUGCUCCUGGAAGCCUCUCCUGCAUUCCUUGAGCCAUCACGCCCAUUAAGUCUUUUCUUUCUGCUUAGGGAUUGCAUUUCCUGACAGCUUUAUCACAUAAGCUACUGGAAAUAAAGGGAGAGCCUGGACAGUUCUGGGGAUGCACUCCACAGCCGAGGCAGCAGAUAGGCUGGCCAGGGUGUGGGGCAGAGGUGGAGGGGUCAAGAGAGAGUGAGCUUGCCCAGGCUCCUGCCAAAUCUCCCAUCUGAAGCCCUGUCCUUCCAAUGUCAUUAAAAGAGAGAUUUUCAUCAAAGGGAACUGUGGUUCCCACCUUUUUCUUGGGACUUUGUGAUGUCAUAUUGAACAGCUGUUUUGUAUUUUAUUUUAUGUCCCUAUGGAAUGAUUUUGUCUAAUCUAUGAGUGAAGUUUCAAGGUCACAACUCCCCAGGUUUCUUUUGCAGAAGUGUAUCUAAGCCACUGUCCUUUAUUUAACACCAGUUCCCUACAUACUCUGGAACCUUGUUCCUUGUUAAUUAGAUUAGGUCCUUCAGUAUGCAGAUUGUUUUCUUUUUGCCUUUGUUAUGGGGGUCCACUUCUCCUACAAACUUCAUUUCUUGUCAACUCUUUAGAUGGUCCUUAUGGCUUCUUCACGGAUGGGAGCUGUGGUUUUUAGUUUCCUCCACCGCGUGGCAGGCGUUUGUUCUCUUGAUGCACUUCAGGUUCAGUAUCUCUAAAGCUGUUGACUCAGGCCUACAGAAGCAGGCCUGCAUUCACCGCAGCGCUAAAGGUGAAGAAAACCAAAGGGUUUAGAAAGAUGAGCGAGGCCAGUUCUCCUGCUGCAGACUUUAUCUCAGAAUUCUAAAAGUGAGCAGCAGGGAUCAGGCCAGUAUAGACAAGGACAAUUAUUUUGCAGUUGCAUUUUCUGGACAGAUUUUUGGAAAUAAGAAAAAAAAAGUGUGGCCACAGUGUCACGAAGAUGAAGACUGGGUGCUUUGUGUCUGUGCGCGUGAGUGCGGAGGAGGAUGCGAGCAAAACUGUAAUGGAGACUUUGCUUUUGUCGGCCCGGGAAACAAAUGCACUCUUAUUUUUGAACUUCGGAGCCACUACCGUCCCACGGCAGAAGGCAGAGUGAGCACUUACACUCGGCAUAAGUGGAAUGGUCACAAUAAGAUAUUUUAUAUAUGACAGAGCUUUACGAGAUGCUUUUUUACUCUCUGAGACCCGUUUCUUCUGUUGCUACGGAACACAGUGUGUGUCUACUGCAGGCCUAACCCUUCAUUACAGUUGCAUGGAAAGGGAACUGCUCAUCCAGUCCAACUGGUGGAGAUAUUUCUAGGGCAUUGUAAUUGGUGGUUUGAAUAAUUGCCGAAUCAUUUCCAAUUAAGAAAAUCUCAAAGACAGUCCUUGGGCUUCUAGAAGUAUAGAAGUAACUGAGAAAGCUGUUUGAGCAUGCGUAUUUCCAGAUUUAUUUGGGUGGCUGAGUAAAGAGGCUGCUUUUGAAAUAAACUUGGUGCUGUGUAGACAUUUAUAAUUAUUUAUAAUUUUAUAAUACUCUGUUAUAAAAUUAUUUUUAUAACAGACACAGAAGGAGGUAAGAAGAGACUGGACCUUUGAGUCUGCACAAUAUGCAUCAUGCUUGUCUGUAGCUUGUCUGUAUUUUAAUAUUGACUCCAUCAGAUCGAGUGGGAGCAUAUUGUUGACAGGAGACAAAAUGCUGUCCUCACUGGUAUUACAGAGAUGUGCCUUCAGGCACAGCAGAAAGAACAUGCCUUUCUAAAGUAGAAAUUCUUUUCAGUUGUGGAAAAGGGAAGGAAUAACACAAGAAAGCCAAACCCAAACCCAGAGUCCUACCUGUGGGGAGCUGCUAAAGCUGUAGUCCAAAUGGAUUUAUGAGUUUGAUUGUUGAGAUCUAGAUUUCUUUACAAGAAGGAAAGGCCCACAGUUGCCUAUUUCUGCAGCCUGUUGCCAUAAAUGCAUGAGAAAGCAGCCAGGAUGAACACUCCGUUUAAAGACCUUUUGGUGAAAGUGAAGCCAAAGGGCUCAGGGCUGAGAUGCUACACCCACAGAGCUGCUUAACUAAGGUGAAGAGCAAAUGCAAUUGCAACUGGGGUUUUUAGCUAUGUCACCCCACCAGCCAUGCUGGGAGCAGAGGACAACUUUGUUAUGCACUUUGGAUCACCAUGGGAGCCAUGCCACCCAUAGCUUUUCCUAACCCACAGAGUGUGGCUCUCUACACUGCAGCUUAGGCCCAAGGGCUGGUAGAGCAUGACUUCAGAAUGUUGGAUAGUUCUCACGUACUGUCAUAUUGUUUAUGAAUUUGACUUUUCCCUUCAUUUCAUGUAAGACUGAAAUGCAAACAAACUGCUUUCAAGAAUGCCCAGAAGCUCUGUGUCCCCAAAUGUUGUGAACUCUACUGUUUUUCAUAGGUGCUUCCUUCAAAUGUAUGUUUCUUGUAGUGACAGAGAGGGACUGGAUUCUCAGGCCCUUUACAGUUGUCUCCUGCAGUUAAUGGAAAUAUAAAUAAAUAUAUAUAUAUAUAUAUAUAUAUAUAUUUUAUUUUAGAAUAUAAUUUAAACAUGAAGGUCUAUUCUUUGCACUUUUUAUUAAUAUAUAGAGAGAGAUAAUCUUUAAAAAAUUAAAAAUCCAAGUCCAUUUACUCCUUGUGUUCUGGGUGUUUAUUCUGGAGUGUUGGGACAAAGAUGUAUGAUUGUUUUUUAUACACCUAAAAGAUGGAAAUUGGUUCUGGAGUGCCUUCUUGAGGGGAUUGGCCUAAGCUAUUAGGAACCUGGCCAUUUUGCCAAAUGUAAUGGGAAUUUUGCUGAGGUUGAAAAAAAUCUCAAUUAAAAAUUUUAUUUAAAAAAAAAAGCUU
Onychomys torridus (southern grasshopper mouse) is the source of this 5043-nucleotide messenger RNA. It is a transcript of the gene Tbcel, whose product is annotated as tubulin folding cofactor E like. The coding region runs from base 217 to 1491 and encodes 424 amino acids. Gene Ontology annotation, molecular function: alpha-tubulin binding. The record is from RefSeq and is a predicted model, not a curated record. The transcript has 8 exons. Gene Ontology annotation, biological process: protein folding. NCBI's taxonomy places the organism in Eukaryota, Metazoa, Chordata, Mammalia, Rodentia, Cricetidae.